GAUUGCUUGUUGAACGCCUUCGGUCUUGUAGAAUUUUGCAUUCUGUGUAGCUUUGGGAGAGACAGAUUUGCCUUGAACACUAAGGUUUGUUAUGACAAAGUUAACUAUUGAUUACGGAUUGAUCUUACUGGGAACGCGUUACUUUACAGCUUCAUAGUUCAUGAGCAAAUCAAAGUAGAAACCCUUUGCACUUGUACUUCCGCUUUACGGUUUUUCCGAUUUCUCUAUAAAAUCACAUUAUUUUCUCAAUGGCCGAAAUGGCAUCACUCAUGUUCCAGAUCGCAUAGUUUUUUGUUCUGAAUUGCAUCAUGUCUUCUCAAAAUCGCACCAUUCUUUAUCAAAGUGUCCACAUAAAAACGCCUACAUAUUAAAAGCAAAUUAAGAAAUUUGAUCAUACAAAUCAAUGGGUUCUUUCGUGCUGGUGUAAAGGUGUCUGGCAGUCUGAUUUUCUCCUCUUUUGAGUAGUUUAUGUGGUAGUUAUGCAUGGUUCAAUUUCACAUGUUACUCUCCCCACCUGGCAAACUCUGGAACAGGUUGUCAGUGUGCCUCUUCUCAUUUGCCUUGUGUGUGCAUGUGCUAUAUUUUGUUGGAAUACAGUAAAAUAUAAAUCAAUGUUCUUAUGCAUAUGUUGUACCUGAGACAACUUUGUGAGGUCCAUUAGGAGCCUGGCGUUGGGAAAUAGACUGCCGACCUAGAAAACAAGUCAAAUUCCUGUAGGUAUACCCAAGGGGCAUAAAUUAUAACAGAUUAAUAUUGUACCAUGCAUUAGGGAUUAGGAUUAGUCAAGAAUUGGACGUUUGUUUUAGGUAAUUAAUAGUAUUGAACUCGAGAAAAUUUCUAAAAUCAUAUCCAUCUGCUGGACACUAGAGCUGACCCUGGUUACUACAAGCAUUGGCCUUUCAUAAGAAGCAAAUAUAAAAUAGAACCAAAAGAAAGAUGUUCAAUUCUCCACUGACUAGAUGCAUUUACCCUGGCAAUUUGAAAUCUUAGUGACAGCUCUGGGACACAUAAUCACAAGGUUAAUCUGUUUCACAUACAGAAUGAGAUUUACAACCAUUUCUGGUCUCACUAUUUAACAAACAAACCACUAGAUCAAUAAAAUAUUGUUACUGACUAAAACCGUGCAUUGGGUAAUUUCAAAAUGGAUAUAAUAAAUUGGUUAAGCAGUUAUAAAACUUUGUAACAUAAAAUGUUUAUUGUGGUCUUAUAAAAUUUUAUUUAUAUACCUGUCAUUUCAAAUCCAACUCAAGCUGUGCACUAGUUAAAUUUUGAUAUUUGCACAUGAUAAAUCCAGCCAAACACGAGGAAACAGAGCCAUUUAUUUAUUCAUUUAUUUUGAAAUUACUUGUAUGAUUUCAGACCAAACUACACUUGACUCCGUUCUUUGUGCACUGUGGUAAACAAGCUGUGGAAAUCAAAAAGCUAAAAUGUGAGCUGUGCAAUAUCACUCCAGAAUCUUGCAGGUAAGCAGUCUUGUGGUGCAGCUGUUCUCAGUGUUGUUAUGCAGGUGUGUUUAAAACACCAAAUAGCAAAAUGGUGAAAUGACUAAAAUUAUAUAAAAAUAAUACAUAUUUUCCUUUUUACCGGUUUUCCAGAGUUUCUGGGGUUGUCAUGCACAUUCCCGACCAGCCAUAAGAUUUGAAGGCUCUGUUGACGAGAUUGUUGUCAUGCAGAGCUUGUGUGAUGUGCGUGCGCAAGCUCAUCACAUGUUCCCGAAAAUAGCUCUUCCUUGGGGAAGUCAACUGAGAUGGCGGAGCGUAUUACAAAGUGAAGCUGCCAUCAAUUUUUACAAAUAUGAGGAUGAAGAAGUAAUAAGUCCAAAGUCCAAAAAAAUGUUGCUAAUAGUUCCACAAAUGAACAGAGUAUUAUAAUUUCGUGCAAGUCUAUCCUUAUUAUAAACAGGGUACUAUUACCUGCAUGAUUGAUACGAUUUGCUAGAUGAAAUUUGUUUGCACUCCAAGUACACAAAAGCAAUAACUAUAACGUGAAAUUUGCUCUAUUGCAAUUGCCAAUAAAUGGCUUUAAAACAAGAUGGCAUGCAUUUUGUUCUUUGUCCUAAACAAUUCAAGGCUGUGCUCUACUUAAGGAAAAUUGAGGGGAGCCCAGUGCUCUGAAACUGUAAAGUCUAGGGUACCCAGCAUAUGAUUUGUAUGAAAAAUCUGAGAUUUUCUAGUCGCCCGAGGGCAAAAGUUAAACACCAGAGGCCACCGGGCUCUGCUAGACAGGGCGUGACUUGUAUUAAAGGAUUUUUUGGCAGGGGUUGGGGAGGCAGAAACUGACACCAUUUUGAAAACCGAGAAGCCCCUGGGAAGAGGCGAGACCCUUGGAAUGAUAAAGAUAGGUCACGAACAGAAAGUGACAAAUGUUAUGGCACAACAAGAUUUGUGAGUUUUUACAUGCUGAGCAGAGUUUUGCCGGUUCUUAGAAUGUAAAGAAAUAGCGACUGGGCACAACAACAACAACAAAAAAACAGGGAGUCAUUUGUUUUUAGUGUUUAGAAAAGUCAUUUCACUGUUUCGCUCCUUUGUGAUCUCACCAUUUUGUCAUUUUGCCAUUUCUUGUUUUAAACACGCACUUGUCAUGCAAUGAUUCCCCCUCCCCCGGGCCACAGACAGCUUGCUGUAAAACAAAAGCAAAAGAACAAUAACAAUAGACUCUAAGAGAACAAUGUGCAAAUAUACAAAAUGAAAACUUGGUGAUCAUGAUAUGAAAUGCUGGUACUAAUAUUUAUUAUUGUUCGUUCAGCAUAAUAUUUUGCUGUUUCUCAUGAUUGGCUUAAAUACCACUGCUUAAAUUCUUUGCUUUACAAUAUGCAGUAUAUUUCUCUAAUAUGUGAGUGCAACAUGACGUUUCCAGGCAGCAGUGUUGACAGCAUGACUGCCUUGGACUGAGACAAAAAAAGUGACAAGUGUUGAUGACUUUGUUUUGUAUAUUUUUAGAGUUAUCUCCACUAUGCCAACUGGACCAUUACUUGUAAAGUUUGGCGGUAUGUCAAAAGUGAGUGAAAUUUCAUUUAUUUUUAAUAAUGAUGAUGAGUUGCAAGUUGGUAGCUGUGCUCUUUACAGCAAUUUGUGAUAUAUCUAUAGAAUCUGAUAAUCUUGUCCUCAUAAUUAUCUGGAAAACAUGGCUCUCAGGCUGUUUUCUGUCAAAGCGACAGUCCAUUUUUCUUUUAGACUGUUCACAGUCCCCUAUUUUUUCGUGGUGAGAUAGUUCAGAUAUACUGCGUCGUACCGUCACGGGUAUCUUGAUAACGAAUUCGUUGUGUUUUGUGGGAACUAAUUUUUGCCAUUAGGACAGAUUGGUUUCUCUUGCUGGAAAUUAAUUUUUGCGAUUUUCAGAAAAUACCCCAUACCCAGCAUUGAUAAUAUCUUUGUCUUUAUUGAGUACCUGCAAUAGAAAAACAUAUUUUGAAGCAAUAAACCAGUAUUUCGUUGUUUCUGAAUGAAAGAGACAAGUUGUGAUUGAACAGACAUGAUUUGUUAGUCCUGUAUUCUUGUGAAGUGAAUUUAAGUUAGAGAAUAUUGACUCUGGAGUUAAUUUUUUGUGGGAAAAAUGUUUGCAGGAACUUAUUUGCGCAGAUCGCUGGAGAAACCGCAAAAAUUAGAACCCUCAAAAAUCUUCUGCAACACAGUAUGUUAAUUUGGGACCCAGACUCUUGGUUAUUGUUAUGCUUUACCCUUGUAUAAACCUGUACCAUAAUGACCUGAUAGACACCUGGAGUGUCCUUUUAAUUUUAGGGAUCUAAGCGGGGGUGUUUAAUAGAUACAAUGUAGGAGGCAUAUAAAUGAGAGAGGCAUCUAUUCUCAUAACUGGAACAAGUUCAACAAAACUAAUAUGCUUUGAGCGAAAAUAUAAUAGGGUUUAAAAUAGUGGAAUAUCUGUAACUGGUCAAAAUUAAAGUCCAGUUAAAAUUUCUUAAGCUAGGUUGAUUGUCAGUUUCCUGUGUCUCCUAGCCCUGAUUAUUUGUAAAUUAGGGCUAAGAGACAAUGUGAAUUGAGAAUCAACCUAGAUUUAAAAAGUUUAACCAGAAUUUACUUUUGACCUGUAACAUAACUACUCCAUCAAUUGAUCAACUAAGCCCUCUAGAGAUUCAUAUCACUCUUUCAAACCCCAACAUCGAUGUCAGAAUCCUCGCUCAGGAUUAUUUUGUUUCCAUGGUUAGUCUGUCCUUACUUUGAACCUGACAUUGAGCAAGAUGAAAUGUGUAAAGCCUUGUUAAUCAAGCAACAAUCUUGGACAAAACUGUUGAGAAAAUUGCGCACUUGGGGGGCAUUUUUUCUAAACUUCGUAGCCGACCGAUUCUUCCCUCCCCCCUUCCCCCUGGAAGCAGUGUUGUUGGGUCUUCAAAAGAAAGCCGGAUCCCUAAGCAUUUGUAGGAAGCAACUUUGAACUGGGGGAGGGGGUUUUGUUUACGCAAAGUCUUUGAUUUGGAAAUAGUUUUGUUGCGUUAGGUAGUGCACAUUAAUGAAAACAUUUUCUCAAGUAGUUUUGUCCAGGAUUGAAGAAACUGAAUGAAUUGAAUGAUUUUGCUCCUUUUCGCUAAUUCUCAGUAUUUUGGAGUAAUUCUCAUUGGUGGCGUCUAUUAGGAAGGGGGCAUUUAUUAGAGAGGGGCGUCUAAUACAAUUCUAACAACUUAGAGGGUGCAUCUGUUAGAUAAGAGACGUUCAUUUGGGAUUUGGUUUCUAUUAGGUCAUUUAGGGUAAACUAUCACUUUUUUUACCAAGCAUGUGUGUAUACUGUGUUAACAAUAAUUUUAUUUCCUUUCACCUAGAAAUUUAUUUGAAUGCUAAACGUAGCUCUGUACCUUUUCUCUUCACUGCACUUGUGUAAUCUUGAAUAAGGCUUUAUUGGCACUGUGUUUUUGCUGCAUUCAUCAGAUACACGGUUCAGUAAGUUGCAGAACAAACACUUUUAAGUUUUUUUUCUUAACUUCAGAUAUGGACUUGUUGGUGAAGUGGUAUUUACAGUGAACAAUUUUUUAUUUACCUACAGCUAUACAAAAAUGACAACUAGAAGAUGAAGAUUUUGAAUCUAAGAACUGAAUCAGUUGGUUGAAUAGCUCAUUUGAAUGAACAAGCACCUUGGAUUAGGAUGGCAGCUGCAGCACCGUCACCCCUUGCCAGCUCUGAAGAGAAGACAAAUGGAUGCAAGCUAAGCAGGCUUCUUAUCGAUGGUGGAACAACAGUUCUAAGAAAUGUUUUCAAUUAUCAUCAUCCUCCAGCCAACUUGGCUGCUGAUCUCCGUGCCAAUUAUUUAAUCCUGGACAACCUCUUCCGGCGAAGAGUUCUAAAGGGUCAUCAGUGGGACAAACUCUUCCCGCCUGGGGGAACCGCACCAGACUCCAACACGUUCGACAUCACUCUUUUAUUCCUUCUUUUGACCAACAUUUGUGGACUGGCUCCUCCCGGCACAGGAUGGCACACUAAACCAGCCCCUAGUGACAACUCUCACGAGGCGAAUCUUGCUCGUGUCAAGUAUUUCCGUAACGAGUUGUAUGGUCAUGUGACCAGUACUGGUGUUGAUGCUCAUUCCUUCUCUGUUCUGUGGCGGGAAAUCAGUGCUGUUCUUGUAGCUCUUGGGUUACAGCAAUCAGAAGUUGACCGACUGAAGGCAGAGCGAGGCGGAGAGGAAAAUUAUCUUGACGCGUUACGUGAGUGGGCUGACUGUGAAAUUGACAUCAAAACACAACUGAAGGAAAACACGUUUAAGUUGGAAGAAGUACACCAAGUUGUUACAGAAAUACGUCAAGCUCAACUCAACACGGACCAGGAGGAAGAAAUCCUACAAAAACUUGCAAAGGUUGACACGGAAAACAUUAUUAGACACCAUUCAGAAAGAUAUUUAGAGGGAACCCGGAAGUCUAUCGUCACCAAAGUCAAUGAUUGGUUGAAAGACGGCAGCUCUCCUAAUCGUGUGAUGGUGAUAGUUGGAAAUGCAGGCAUGGGGAAGUCUGUUAUUGCAGCCGAGUUGAGCAAAAGGAUGUUCCAAGAGGGUAAAUUGUCUGGAAGCCAUUUUUGCCAACAUGACAAGGUGCGCCACAGGAACCCCAAGGUGAUGCUACAGUCUUUAGCCUAUCAGCUGUCACAUUCUCUGCCAGACUACAGGAAAGCUCUUGUAAAACAACUCUCUAGAAACUUGGGUGUGGAGAUCAAUGACAUGGAAGUGGGGGAUCUGUUUGAGUUGCUAUUCGAAGAACCACUGAGCAGACUAACCGACCCCAAUUCUACCUGUCUUGUGAUAAUUGAUGCUUUAGAUGAAAGUGAGUACCAAGGACGCAAUGAGUUACUUGAUGUGAUUGCCAGAUGCUUCAACAAACUCCCGCUUUGGAUUCGAUUCCUGGUGACAACACGACCAGAAAUUAAUAUUUGCGACAGCUUAAAAGGUCUGCAACCCCUGCUGCUUGAACCCAGUGAUGAAGAAAACUUGAAAGACAUUCGCUUUUUGUUUGAAAAACGGUUAAGCUGUAAGUUACAAAGUGAGAAUCAUGAGGUUAUCUUUCAGGAGCUUGCCCAGAAGUCAGAAGGAUUGAUUUUAUGGGCCCAGCUUCUAACAGAUUUCAUUAUUGAGAAUAAUUUGUCAUUUCGUACCUUGGAGGAGCUCAACAGCACCGUACCCUUGGGUAUUUCAUCCGUUUAUGAGCGUUACUUCACACGUUUGGAGAGUGCACUUAAAAGAGAACUGAAGUCUACCGAAGAGCAGUUUCUGAAUUUCCUUUGUGCGAUUGUAGCCGCAAGGGAACCGCUGCCGCUUGGGUUUGUUUCUAAGCUGUUACUACAAGGUGAAAGUUCGUCAAGUUUUCAACGAAAAGUGAGCAAUGCUGUUGCCUGUAUAUCGUCGCUUUUACCGGUUCAAGACGGCUGUGUACAUUUCUUUCACAAGUCACUCAAGGACUGGCUGUCUGACAAGACUCGCUUUUCGCAACACAAACAUAUUGUGAACGAAAACGAAGGUCACCGCAUUCUGUCCGGUCUUUGUAUUGGCGAAUUGGACGAGGUAAAAAGAAAAGGUGUCCAACAUUCAGAGCAGUUCAGUGACACCACAAAGUACGCACUGCAACAUGGCGUUAAACAUAUUCUAGAGUUGGAUGAAGAUACAAGACCAUGCAGCCUUGAAGAUAUUGUAAAUUACUAUGUUCUCGACUUGGAAAUUGUGUAUGCAAAGCUGCUGGUUAAUAUCACAGUUGCCUCAGAAGAUAUUGUAAGCAUCAUGAAGUUUUGUGUGGAAAAGCAACACUGUGUUGCUGAGUCGUUGAAAUUUCUAUUAAAUACGCACAGUAGAGAACUGAAAGAACUUCCUCAUGUGAUCUUUCAAACUGUAUUGAAUGAAGGAGGACCGGACCUGUUCUCUGAGGCAUCCAACCUUUUGAAGACAAAGUAUUCUAACAUAUCAUACCUGGAGCACUUGAACAAGAACGAUUUGCAACGAACUGUACAAACUGUAUUUUGUUGUUCAUCGGAAGUGGCUUGUUUUGAUGUAUCACGACAGUCAGACUACAUGGUUUGCGAGUGUCGUGACGGAACAAUUUUGUUGUGGUCACUUCAUACAGGCAACCUAUUAUGGAAACGUCCCGUAAUUAACGAGAAACGUGUUUGGUUUGAGGAAACUGCUUUCAAAACGCUCCAGGACUUUUUUGGCCAAUCAGUUUCUUGUUUCAACUCAGUUAUCUUUCACCCUUCUAAAGAUUUCAUCUUGCCCGGAGUCUUAAGCCAUGCAUAUACUUUUAACGGAGAACUGACACAACUUUUUCCUGAAAGCCACUGUAGGUUUUCUGUUUGUGCACCUUCUGGUGACACGAUUUUCACUGACUGUCCCACCGAUGCAAAGUGUCUUAUUCUGUGGAGUCUGUUGAAUGGCAGAGAGAUAACUCGUACCGUCAGAGAUAAAGAUGUGCUAACUUUUGCGUUGUCUCGAGAUGGGAUGCUGCUAGCAGUCUCACAUCGAAUUGGAGGCAUUUGUUUGCUUGAUGUGACGAAUGGUUUUAGAACUCUAACAGAAGUGGAAGGAACAAUUGAAAUUGGAAUGAUGAAGUUCUCGCCAGAUCGUCGCCACCUUUAUUGUUGGCAUUUUUACAAGACUUGUUUAGAUUCUUUUUAUUUAGCUCAAUCUCGUCUUUGUUACACAGUGAAUAAUGAAGAUAAUGAUAAUGUUUCACUUGACUUUAAGCCUGCCACAUUUGCUUUCCAAGACUCACCCCCUAUUUUGUUAGGCGAUUCGGCGCUGACUUCUUCAGUGACAAAAUCUCUUGACGUCUCUAAGAUCCUCUGUAAUUCAUGGUUUUUGUUUGUGCUCAGCAAACAAUAUGUCUUAGAGAGUCAUCCUAAUAGGGAUAUUAUCAAGGCGCUUUCCCUGGAAAAAGUCGCAGUAAACAGAUAUUCCGUCGGAGACUCUUUUGUGUUGAAAAUUGUAUUUUCGAUUAAUGGUGAGACUAUAUAUGUUAUGACACAUGAGGAGGAACAUGCACGAAUUACAGCGUGGGAUUCCUCUAGUGGAGAACUCAAGGCAGAGAAAAAAAAUGUCAGUUUCAGUGAUAUUGAGGAUAGUGUUUGUUCUCACCUUGUAGCCUUGAGAGAAGGAGUUCUUUUCACAACGAGCAAAAGGACUGCUGAACUGUGGAAUCCGGAUUUAACUGAGCGCAUCAGAUAUUGCGUGUACCCUGAAAAUAUCACAGGAAUCUUCCCUAUUUCAGACGAACGCGUUGUUUUUAAUUUACUUGGGAUGAAUGCGAUCAUUUUUGACACAUCUAAAACUGACCAAGUAUCAAUACCCCUUUUUGGUAUGCAACUUCUGGCGUGUAACAGUAAAUCCCAGGUGGUCACCUUUUCAGGAGAUCAUAUUCAGAUGUGGAAUGGUGACACCUUAUUUUGGAAACGUGAGUGGCCAAGAACUAUUCUUGGACCAGCUAUAGUGCGGUUUUCACCCAGUGAAGAGUUUCUUGUAGUUUGGGCAGGUCUUGAUUCCGAAGAGGUCUACGUUCAUGAUCCAACCUCAGGGAAAUUGUUGCGUAUUUUCGAAACAGCCGGAGAUGUCUGUGAGUGUACAUUUGUUGGCGACGCGGACUGUGUCAUUCUUACUUUUCUUCCCCUUGGUGAUGCUUGGUGCCUUCGACUGUUCAACAUCCGAUCUGGGGAUCUCCUUUCUUUAAUUGACUUAGAGACU
This is a messenger RNA of Porites lobata, 9156 nucleotides long. The record is from the annotation of a GenBank genome assembly. NCBI's taxonomy places the organism in Eukaryota, Metazoa, Cnidaria, Anthozoa, Scleractinia, Poritidae.